UGGCAGACCCGGGAACUUUGACAGAAAAAUGGCGGCUUCUGCAGAUUCUAGGAUGAUUCGUCAAAUGAAGUCACUUAUUUACCACGUCUGAAACACACAAGAACCACCAUGCCGCUACUUGGGAAAAGUCAGGACGCCAGAGAGUUCAAACGUCUGCAGAAGGCCCGUGUGAAGGCUCAGUCUAACAACAACACCAAGGAGGAGGCAGAGAUCUGUAACCAGCUGGGGGAACUUCUCGCCAAACAUGGUGAAUAUGAGGAGGCUAUAGAAGAACAUCGUAAUGAGCUCCACUUGUCCGACUCCAUCGGAGACAUCUUGGGCACCGCCAUCGCUCAUCGUAAAAUCGGAGAGUGCCUAAGCAGCCUGGAUCGCUUCGAGGAUGCGGUGAAACACCAGAAGUCUCAUUUGCGGCUGGCGAGGUCCCUGGCCAAUCACGUGGAGGAGCAGCGUGCCCUGGCGACCCUGGGCAGGACGUACCUGCUGCAGGCUGACAGUCUGAUGGGGACAGAAGGGGCCACGGCCGCUCUGAUUAAAGCUCAGCAGGCCUUCCUGAAGAGUCUGGACGUGUGUGAUCUGCUGAGGGAUGUGGUACCCAUCAGUGACUACAACGAGAUGAGAGCUCGUCUGUUCCUGAACCUGGGAAUUGUGCUGGACAACAAGGGAGAUGACUCUGGGGAAUGGAGGGCCUUCAUCAAGAAGUGUAUCUUCAUCUGCGAGAAGCACAAGCUGCUAGAAGACCUGUAUCGUGCCCACUACACUCUCGGUGAUAUCUACCAGCGCAGGGGUUACCCUGCACAGGCCCUGCGCUCCAUAGAGGCAGCACUGCAGUGUGCCAAGAAGAUGAAAGACAAGUUCAUAGAGAGUGAAUGUCUGGCGAGCACAGCACAGAUCCACCUCCAUCUGGGAGACUGGUCGGCAGCCAAGCGGGCCCUCAGGAAGGCUUACAAGCUGGGCUCUCUGUUAGAUAAGGACCGCCACAGGAUCAUUAGCUGUCUCAGGACAGCCAUCAAGGGCUGUCAGCUGUUGCGUGAGCUGGGUGAGUUGGGUGAGGAGGACCACCAGGGCAGGAUGUGUGUGUAUGAGAAGCUAGGAGACACCAGUUCUGAUCUGGGCCUGUACAGUAAGGCUGUGGAGUACUAUAAUAAACAGCUGUCCUGUGCACAGCUCCAGAAGCCAGCCCGUCAGAUGGCAGUUAUUCACUACUCCCUGGCUGCCAGCUAUGCAGACAUGAAGGAGUUUGGCAAGGCAGUGGACCACUACAGACAGGAGCUUCAGUAUAGGAAGGGCAAUGAUAAAGAGGAGUGUAAGACCUUGCUGCUAUUGGCCCAGGCCCUAGAGGAUGAUGGGAGUGGGUACAGCCAGCUAGAAACUGUAUACCAGCAAGCUUUGCAGGCAGCAAGGCAGACAGAUUCUGUCAAACUCAAGAUCCGUGUGUUGAAACACUUCUGCAUCGUACAAGAACAGUUUGGCGUAGACAGCGCGGACCUGCGGGAGGAGUUGAGCUGUGUGCGUGAUGAGAGCGGCGUGGCCUCGGGGGAUGAGAGCAGUGAUGAGGAAGCUGAGUCAGACAGAGGAGGCAGUGAGUCUGUGGAGGAAGUGGACUUGUCUGCAUCAGAUGACUCUGAGAAUGAGGAGUAUGAUCGAGGCACCACAGGGAGGGCCAGGAAGGGUUGGAUGAACCGUAAGAAUGAGAAAGGGGAGUCCAUGUUACACAGGGCCUGCAUCGAUGGGAACCUGAAGCUGGUGAAGUCGCUGGUGGAGCAGGGACAUCCUGUCAACCCUCGGGACUACUCCGGCUGGCUGCCACUGCACGAGGCCUGUAACCAUGGAUACCUAGACAUAGUGGAGUAUCUGGUAGACCACAGUGCAGCUAUGAAUGACAGAGGAGGGGAACACUGCGAGGGGAUCACCCCCCUGCAUGAUGCAGCCAUCUGUGGACAUGGGGACAUCGUGCAGCUGCUGGUCAGCAAAGGGGCCAAUGUGCUGGCCAAGGACGAUGAGGGCCGUACCCCCCUUGAUGCCAUGGUUAGUUGGAGACAGUCCUAUGAGAAGGAGUUGGAUGAAGAGGCUCUAAACCUCGCACUCAGGACUGAGAGGGUCCUGAGAACAGCCAUGAAGGAAGGAAACCCCCCUGUAGCCCCUCUCCGGUCCAGAGCAGCCCUCCACGAUGACCUCUUUGAUGAUGAAGACACAGAAUCUGCCAACCCUGACCUUGCAGUACCACAACAGGUCUCUAGGAGGCAACCUCCAAGCAGGGAAGGAACCAACAGCAAUAGGAGAAAGGAAACGGGUAGAACAUUGCAGAGAAGUAGACCUCAGGGCCAAAAACAAAGGGUUGACAAAAGAAGCCAUGUCUUUGGCUGUGUUGAGUCAGAUGACAGUGAAGCAUCCAAUGAUGUUGACUCUUAUUCAGGUAGAAGUUUAAGCCAAAGUCAGCCAGUAUCUGACAUAGACACAUUCCAGUCUUUCUCAGGAAACAGCACACCUACCUCAAGCCAGGUACCCAGGGAGGAAGAGUAUGAGGAUGAUUUUGUCGAACUGAGACCGGCAAGAACUAAGCAGAGAAAUAGGGUUGUUCGUACAAGAGCGGUCAAUGAUCAUGGUUUGGAAGAAGAAAGAUUUGGUUCUCGGUUAGAGCCAGAAGUACAUUUAGGUCAUAAUCUCCAAGAGGAGACAGAUACAGUAUCGUUAUUAGACGACCCAACAAACGUGUACCAACAGGCCAUGGCUUCCGUAGGGCGUAGUGCUGUCAGGCGUGAACUCUCACAGAUCUCGCAGCGACCGCAAGACCAGGAGGAAGCCGUGCCCAACCACACGCCGGCUCUUAUCAAUGAGGAGGACUACACGGGAGGGGAUGAUUGGUUAGUCGACGAUGUCGUCCAGAGGCCGGCAAAGCGCCAGAAGCUGAGCUGUGAUUUCAGUGAAGGAAACCAGACCAGAAGUGUCGGCAGUAGAAAACCGUCCACUGGGAGUGGUGGAGAAGGGGAGGUCAGUAGUGAUGCAGGUGUUGCCAGUAGAACUCAGACUCGAGGGGGCUCAAGUAGCAGAACCACUGGUAGAAACCGGCUGAGUCGCCCCAAGAGACAAACCCAGCUGACCCUGACCGGUAUGGGGGUGAGACAACAGGACAGGAGACAGGAUUCCAACAUGGUGGAUCUAACAGAAGGGUCGCAGGUGUUCCAAGGCUCUGUCUCACGAGAGGACACUGUUGUCCCAACUCCCCAGGUGCACAGUGCAGCGGCUGCACAGGUGCCCAUGAGGUUGAGGGUGAAAGUUCAGGACAAGACCUUUCUCAUACCCAUUCCUAACAGUGACAGCAGUAAGUCCAUAGGCUGGCUGGCUGAGCAGGCUUCUCAGCGCUACUACAACACGUGUGGCCUGCGCCCCAGGCUGGCGCUCCACACCAGGGAAGGGGCCAUGCUGGAGGCUCAUGAUGCCAUCUCUGACGUGCUCUCCACCAAUGAAGAGGUUGUUGCUAGUGUCCAGUCCUGGGACUUACCCCCACUCCCAGAGAGGUACAUCAAGGCCUGUGAGAACUCUAACUCAGCUGUCCAUCCCAGAGUGCGUGCCCUGUGUGAGUCCCAGCAGACUUCAGCCAGCCUGAGUGCCUCCAGUCUGGGCCUCCGUCUGCCCCAUCUCUCCCCCCUGCUCAGUGCACUGCAGUGUCAGUACUGCAUCAAAACUCUGGUCCUGGCUAGCAACAGGAUUGGGGACAAAGGUGCCCAUCUCCUGGCCUCAGCUGUAGUGACCCUGCCCAGCCUGGUCCAGCUGGACAUCUCCUGUACCGGACUGACCCAUGCCGGACUGACCACCAUGGCAGAGGUGCUGGGAGGAGACCAGGGGACCACAGGGCAGCAGAACAUGGCCCUGCAGUCUGGGAAACCUCUACAGCACCUGGAAGAUCUGAACCUUGGUUUCAACUCACUGGGAGACAGCUGCACUCUGCCCCUGGCCAGACUUGUGCAGGCAUGCCCCCUACUGACGGUACUGCAUCUCCAGUCCUGCUGCCUGAGUAUGAAGGUUUUUCAGCAGCACCGCAGACAGCUCAUGGAUGGGCUGAAAGGAGCCCUGCACCUCCAGACCCUGGACAUAUCCCACAAUCCCCUGGGCUCCACGGGGGUGGAGCUGCUGCUGAAGUGUCUGGCGCAGGAUGUGGUGACCUCACUUGACCUCCGCGGAGUCAUCGCCACCUCCAGUAACAACCACCUGGCCAGACAUGUCUCCUUGUACCUCGCUCAGCCUGACUGUGUGCUGAAGCACCUGAGUGUGGCUGAUAACUACCUGUGUGAUGACAUGCUGGGGGAGAUUACCAGAGCCCUGCAGUCCAACCCCACCCUACAGUCCCUACAAGUGUCCACCAACUGUAAGCUGGGGAACCAGACGCUCCAGACCAUCCUUGAGACCGUCCAGUCAGGGGUACCUUUACAGGAGCUGGACAUGUCAGGCUGCGGACUGACCGCUCCCCUCAGCAACACAACCCUGGAUCUGUUAGAACAAGCCACUGUAGGGCUCAGGAAGUUAAGGCUGUGUGGGAAUAAUCUGAAGAAAGGGGACAAGGACCAGGUUGUUGAUCUGUGGCGUAUGAAGUGGGGAGGGAAAGCUGUUGAGUAUGUGGAGAGAAGCAGCUGCAUGCUUGGUGUGGCAGAGGAGGGGUAGGGAAGUGGAGUCUGUACUAUACUUGAAGACAUCCAGGCCAGUCUUUGCAUUAAAAGGACAAUAAAGCAAAUCACUGUUAUUUCUUAUAACCCCAUCUUACAAAGUGUCUAAUAUGUUACAAAUUUGUCAAAUGUGAAUGGACAGUGUUUGCGAUGCCAACUUCUUGCAAGCUCUCAAUAUCAUGUUGAUAUUGAAUGACAAUGUGAUAUUACUAUCACCAGAUGUUAAGUUCUGAAGUGUUCAGCUUGUAACACCAAAGAGGUUCAUCAUUGUAUAUUUUGAAAAAGUAUGUGUAUGUAUAUAUAUUAAGGUAAAGUAUAUAAUGCAGAAAUGAGAUGAAUUUUGCAAGAACUUGCAACAGUUCUUUGGUAAUCUCAAAAGUGUAGACUUUUUUCUUAGAAUUGAUUCUCAUGAACUAAAGUGAAGGAUAUUUCUUUUACAACCAUCCUCAGGCAGUGACACUGAUUAAACAGGAUCCAUUUAACAUGUUUGGAACUUCGGUGGAAUAAGAGUUAUAAAUCUCAUGGUUAGACAUUUCAUCCUAUAAGUAACAGCUAAGCAAAAGAUUCCUUUAAUUUGUACAUGACAAAUGCAUUAACAGUGGUAUUCUUGGUUGAUUUAACGGAAUCUAACAUGAACAUAUGUUCUUAUUGGAUAUUACACAAAUAAAUUUGUGUUUUGCCCAC
Branchiostoma floridae (Florida lancelet) is the source of this 5342-nucleotide messenger RNA. RefSeq names its product tonsoku-like protein. The record is from RefSeq and is a predicted model, not a curated record. Gene Ontology annotation, molecular function: protein binding. Lineage: Eukaryota; Metazoa; Chordata; Leptocardii; Amphioxiformes; Branchiostomatidae.